AUGGGCUGUGUGAAUAGUACAGAUCAACAUGCUAAGCUUCGUUCGAAGCAUAUCGAUGAACAGUUGAAAGCUGAUGGUGAACGUGCGGCACGUGAAGUCAAAUUAUUGCUGUUAGGAGCCGGUGAAUCUGGAAAAAGUACGAUUGUGAAGCAGAUGAAAAUCAUCCAUGAGACCGGCUAUAGUGAUGAAGAACGGAAACAAUAUCGGCCGGUUGUUUUCAGUAACACUAUACAGUCAAUGGUGGCUCUUCUUCGUGCAAUGGGUACUUUGAGAAUCGACUUCAAAUCACCAAGUCGUAUUGAUGAUGCACAGCAAUUCUUCAAUAUUAGCCAAACUUGUGACGAGGGUGAACUUCCACCCGAUCUAGCGAGUGUUAUGAAACGGUUAUCUCGUGAAUAUCAGCUGAACGAUUCUGCUCCAUAUUAUCUCAAUUCAUUGGAACGUAUUGCCCAACCAAACUAUAUUCCUACGCAGGACGAUGUAUUACGCACUCGAGUCAAAACAACUGGCAUCGUGGAAACACACUUUACGUAUAAGGAUUUGCAUUUCAAAAUGUUUGAUGUUGGUGGGCAGCGUAGCGAAAGGAAAAAAUGGAUUCAUUGUUUUGAAGGCGUUACUGCCAUCAUUUUCUGCGUCGCAAUGAGUGAAUAUGAUAUGGUAUUGGCUGAGGAUGACGAAAUGAAUCGUAUGAUAGAAUCCAUGAAGCUAUUCGACUCAAUCUGCAAUAACAAAUGGUUUACGGAAACUUCCAUAAUUCUUUUCUUGAAUAAGAAAGAUCUUUUCGAGGAGAAAAUCAAGCGAUCUCCAUUAACGCGCUGUUUCCCUGAGUAUACUGGGUCGAACACAUAUGAAGAAGCAGCUGCCUAUAUGCAGAUGCAAUUUGAAAAUAUGAAUAAGCGAAGGGACGGUCAAAAAGAAAUCUACACACAUUUCACGUGCGCUACGGAUACUAACAACAUUCGAUUUGUGUUCGACGCAGUCACGGAUAUCAUUAUUCGUGAGAAUUUACGCCAAUGCGGUUUAUUCUGA
Haemonchus placei is the source of this 1029-nucleotide messenger RNA. Lineage: Eukaryota; Metazoa; Nematoda; Chromadorea; Rhabditida; Trichostrongylidae. The record is from the annotation of a GenBank genome assembly.